AUGAUCGAACAACUUGAGAUGCAGCGGUGUGCGUUGCUGGAGCUGGUCAACGUCCGCGCGGUGAAGGAGGCGGAUUUCGCCUCACGGGCUAUAAAAGAGGCUACAAUUCCGCCCGAAUCACAAGACUGCAACUCAACCCUGCUCCUGGACGAGGCAACUGCUGCGCUGGAUUCCCGGUCAGAAACAAUGGUACAGGAAGCGUUGAAUAAAGCUUCGGAGAAGAGAACCACGAUCGCCGUCGCGCAUCGGCUGAGCACGAUCCAGCAUGCGGACGUAAUCUGCGUUUUAGAGGCGGGAAGAUUAGUUGAGAUUGGCAAUCACCGAGAGUUGAUGAAGAAGGGAGGUGUAUAUGCUGGGUUGGUGGAGAUGCAGAAUAGAGGGACUACCCCACAGCUAGCUCUAUAG
Messenger RNA from Penicillium argentinense, 405 nucleotides. Its product is annotated as putative ABC multidrug transporter. Lineage: Eukaryota; Fungi; Ascomycota; Eurotiomycetes; Eurotiales; Aspergillaceae. The record is from RefSeq and is a predicted model, not a curated record. Gene Ontology annotation, molecular function: ATPase-coupled transmembrane transporter activity. The transcript has a single exon. Bases 1 to 405 code for a protein of 134 amino acids.